Molecule: messenger RNA, 2523 nt
Organism: Chaetura pelagica (chimney swift)
Lineage: Eukaryota; Metazoa; Chordata; Aves; Apodiformes; Apodidae
Gene: DPYSL2
Product: dihydropyrimidinase-like 2
Exons: 15
Coding region: 107-2137 (676 amino acids)
Cellular component (GO): cytosol; cytoplasm
Molecular function (GO): hydrolase activity, acting on carbon-nitrogen (but not peptide) bonds, in cyclic amides
Source: RefSeq, a predicted model, not a curated record
GAUGGGGGCUGUUGCUCCAACCUGAUCGAGUCCAUUUGCCAAUUCACCAGUCGCAUCACUUCCGGAUCAGUCCUCAGUUUCUGCUGCAGAGGAGCCCAGACAAGCCAUGGCUGAGAGGAAGCAGUCUGGCCGGCAAGGUGAGGAAGAAGAAGUGCCAGCCUUCUUCAAAAACCUGGGCUCGGGCAGCCCCAAGCCCCGGCAGAAAUUCUGUGGCAUGUUCUGCCCUGUGGAAGGCUCCCUGGAGAACAAGACCAUCGACUUCGACUCCCUCUCGGUGGGCCGAGGAUCUAACAAAGUGGUGGCAAAGCAGAAGGAUGUUGCCCACCUGGGUCCGGAUGCUCAGUCUGUCUAUUCCAGGCAGAGCGGGAAGGGAGGGGAACCAUCUGUUGAUUUCGGGAGAAAGGUGGAGAUCAGGAGUGCCACGGGGAAGGAGGCGCUGCAGAACCUGAAUGACAAGAGUGAUCGUCUUUUGAUCAAAGGUGGUAAAAUAGUUAAUGAUGACCAGUCUUUCUAUGCAGACAUUUACAUGGAAGAUGGGUUGAUAAAGCAAAUAGGAGAGAAUCUGAUUGUGCCAGGAGGAGUGAAAACUAUUGAAGCCCAUGGCAGGAUGGUGAUUCCUGGAGGGAUUGAUGUUCACACCCGCUUCCAGAUGCCGGAGCAGGGGAUGACAUCUGCUGAUGACUUCUUCCAAGGGACCAAGGCUGCCCUGGCUGGGGGCACCACCAUGAUCAUUGAUCACGUGGUUCCUGAGCCAGGGACCAGUUUGCUGACUGCGUUUGACCAGUGGCGAGAAUGGGCAGACAGCAAAUCCUGCUGCGACUACUCUCUGCAUGUGGACAUCACUGAGUGGCAUAAAGGUGUCCAGGAGGAGAUGGAAGCUCUGGUCAAAGAUCAUGGUGUGAACUCCUUCUUGGUUUACAUGGCUUUCAAAGAUCGCUUUCAGCUAACUGACUCUCAGAUAUACGAGGUCCUGAGUGUAAUCCGAGAUAUCGGCGCGACAGCUCAAGUGCACGCUGAGAAUGGUGACAUCAUUGCUGAAGAGCAGCAAAGGAUCCUGGAACUGGGGAUCACAGGCCCUGAAGGGCAUGUGUUGAGCAGACCUGAAGAGGUGGAGGCAGAGGCUGUGAACCGGGCAAUAACCAUUGCCAACCAAACCAACUGCCCCCUUUAUAUCACCAAGGUGAUGAGCAAAAGUGCAGCUGAUGUCAUUGCUCAAGCCAGGAAAAAGGGCACUGUGGUGUAUGGAGAGCCCAUCACAGCCAGCUUGGGUACUGAUGGAUCUCAUUAUUGGAGCAAGAACUGGGCUAAGGCAGCAGCUUUUGUAACUUCUCCACCACUGAGUCCUGACCCAACCACUCCUGAUUUUCUCAACUCACUACUGUCCUGUGGAGAUCUGCAAGUUACUGGCAGUGCCCACUGCACCUUCAACACUGCUCAGAAAGCUGUUGGGAAGGACAACUUUACCCUGAUCCCUGAAGGAACCAAUGGGACUGAAGAGAGGAUGUCCAUCAUCUGGGAUAAGGCUGUGGUGACUGGCAAGAUGGAUGAGAACCAGUUUGUUGCUGUGACCAGCACAAAUGCAGCUAAAAUCUUCAAUCUGUACCCGCGGAAGGGCCGUAUCGCAGUGGGCUCAGAUGCUGAUCUGGUGAUCUGGGAUCCUGACAGUGUCAAGACAAUCUCUGCCAAGACUCAUAACAUAUCUCUGGAGUACAAUAUCUUUGAGGGCAUGGAGUGCCGUGGGUCUCCCCUGGUGGUUAUCAGCCAGGGGAAGAUUGUGCUGGAGGAUGGGAAUCUUCAUGUCACCGAGGGAUCGGGACGGUAUAUCCCCAAGAAACCAUUCCCUGACUUCGUUUACAAGCGCAUCAAAGCAAGGAGCAGGCUGGCUGAGCUGCGGGGUGUGCCUCGAGGCCUCUAUGACGGACCUGUCUGCGAAGUGUCAGUGACGCCGAAGACCGUCACACCAGCGUCUUCAGCUAAGACAUCUCCUGCCAAACAGCAGGCCCCACCCGUGAGGAACCUACACCAGUCUGGAUUCAGCUUGUCUGGGGCACAGAUUGAUGACAACAUCCCCCGCCGCACGACUCAGCGCAUCGUGGCACCGCCAGGCGGACGUGCCAACAUCACCAGCUUGGGCUAAGGACCAACCCCCUUCAGUGCCCGCCAGCGGACCGGGGACGGGGGCACCUGGAGACCCUUCUUGAUUCUUUUAGAGCCUGUGACGGUUACUGCGGGCAACCAGUGGGGGGGGGCUGAUGUAAGGCGCCUCUUUCAGUCCCCUCAGAUUCCCUCCUCAUCUUCACCAACCCUCACUUCCCCCCUCAGCCCCUACACAUUUAAAAGAAUAAACCCUGUUUUGACACCUCUGACAUGGAAAAGUAAAUGUAAAGAGGAUGUUUGAGAUAUGUGGCCUCUGUCCCAUUCAGCAUCUUUCUUUUAAUAAAGGAAGGAUAAAGUGAAUUUCCCAGGAGCUGCCUUUAAGACACACACAAAAAAAGGAAUAAAUAAAUAAUAAAUGUAAAAAAA